Mollisia scopiformis is the source of this 588-nucleotide messenger RNA. RefSeq lists its product as uncharacterized. The record is from RefSeq and is a predicted model, not a curated record. NCBI's taxonomy places the organism in Eukaryota, Fungi, Ascomycota, Leotiomycetes, Helotiales, Mollisiaceae. The coding region runs from base 55 to 429 and encodes 124 amino acids. The transcript is spliced from 4 exons.
AUGCAACACUUGAGGCAGAAAAACAGCUAUCAUUAGUACCAAUCUUAGUUGGAGAUGGUGUCUUCACCAGAUGUUCACUUAUUUUCUCUUGAUAAGCGACACCUUUUUGUGCAGUACUGCACAAGAGAGUUCAAGUCACUGAACAAAUACUACCUAGGUAUUUAUUGUAAGCUUAUGUCUGGUCGAAAGAGGGGCAGUCAUGGCUACAUCUCCAUUCUAUUCCUGAUUUUGUGUGUUCAUCAAGAUGUCCUAAAUUGGACAAUGCUACUUAAGUACGUGGGUUCAGAUUUUGUUGAUCACGAACAAUUGCACCCAUAUCAUGCAACCCAGAUCAGAAGACAUCAGAUUCGUCCUCUUCAUACCUCUAGCUUCCCAAUUAACAAUCGCACAAACACAUCAAACAGCAGAGCGUUCUUAGCCAUACUAUAGUCCCAGAUGCCCAAUUGCAGGCGUCAAACGUUUUCGCAGACAUUCAAUCCACGUACCCUCCAAACGAGUGACAGCGCCAAACAAACCCCUCGCUAUCCUCUGGAUCUCGGAGUCGAGAUCGUGGAGGCAGAUUCCAAAAUCGAACCCAUUAUGGCAACU